Protopolystoma xenopodis is the source of this 411-nucleotide messenger RNA. The record is from the annotation of a GenBank genome assembly. NCBI's taxonomy places the organism in Eukaryota, Metazoa, Platyhelminthes, Monogenea, Polystomatidea, Polystomatidae.
GGCACAGCAUUGCUGACUGUGGACCAAAGGCGCUGGCUCGACUUGAAGGGCCGAAUUAAGCUAACGCAGCCAUUGCACAUACCUCCUCGACCAAGUGAGCUGACUGAUAUUUCGGAAAAUUUACAUCUUCUUUUUUUGUUCCUCUUCCCCGUCUGCUCACUCAGAGCAGUCAACUUUGAGUUACGUCAGGAACCGGGCCAAACCCCAUAUACACCGGUCACCAGUACACUGGAAGGCCAUUUGGUCCACUUCAAGUGCCUGAUGUAUGACAUAACGCAACACUUCGCCUUCAAACGGGCUUCGGCUAUUUUGGUGCUGGCCAAUUGCGGUCUUCUAUUCUUUCCUGUAAGUUUUGUCUGGCACAAUUCUAGGCAAGCGUCUUCCACGCCAGACUCUGGCUUAUUCGCCUAA